Chenopodium quinoa (quinoa) is the source of this 1968-nucleotide messenger RNA. RefSeq names its product (3S,6E)-nerolidol synthase 1-like. The record is from RefSeq and is a predicted model, not a curated record. Gene Ontology annotation, molecular function: terpene synthase activity; magnesium ion binding. The transcript is spliced from 5 exons. The coding region runs from base 414 to 1817 and encodes 467 amino acids. NCBI's taxonomy places the organism in Eukaryota, Viridiplantae, Streptophyta, Magnoliopsida, Caryophyllales, Amaranthaceae.
AUCAUAAAAGAAUCAUACUAAAACACCAUGGCCGCCUCGACUGUCCUUACAGCUGCCAUUUUUACCACCAAAUCAUGCAUAAGCAAUAAGGCUACGACAAGAGAAACUCGAUUGAUGGCUAAAACUGCUGCAACCAUUUCCGUUGGAGGUAAAAAUCAUAUUGCUGAGAAAAACAUUCAGAACGCAGCUCCUUUAAAGCAGAGCUUGGUACUUGUGCAUAUCCCUUAGUUGAGUUCUAGCUUAUACAAGUAUAACCUUCCACUAUGUUAUUUGCAUCAUUUAACAUGUAUUCUGUAUAAGGUUUACUAUUCUUCCAUUCGCAGCAGGAAUAUCAGGCUCAGUACGUGGUGAAAAAGAUUAAGAAGAUAAUAAGAAGCAAAUCAAGCAGUUAUAGUCAGGUAGAAGAGUUGAUCAUGAUUGAUGCCGUCCAGCGACUUGGCCUUGAAUAUUACUUUCACGACAAUAUACAUGAUGUGCUAGAAAGGCAUCAUGUGCAGUGUAGCACCAUGGUUGAAGAUGGUUCUAAUCUUCAUGAUGUUGCACUUCGCUUUCGACUGCUGAGACAAGCAGGAUACAAUGUGUCUGCAGGUAAGCAGAUUAAUUACAUACAGCCAAUAUACGAACUGAGCACUCCAGGGGAGCAUAUAUUGGAUGAUGCAGGUGAAUUUUGUGAGUGUCUCCUGAAAUCCACCUUGAUGAAUGGAAGUGGACAAUCUGAUGAGGCAAGAGUAAUACGAACAACAUUGCACAAUCCAUAUCACAAAAGCCUGUCAGGACUUCUAACACAGAAUGAAGUUAACAAUUUUGAAAUUUUGAUGAAAAAUCGUCACGAUUGCUGUGGUAUGAUUGACUGGAUAAAGGAGGUACAAUAUCUAGCAAAAAUUAAUGUCAACGAGGCUCAAACAAUUCACAGAGAAGAAAUAAUUCAGGUUACAAGAUGGUGGAAAGAGCUUUGCUUGGCUGAGAGGCUGAAAUUUGCAAGAAACCAACCAGUCAAAUGGCAUAUGUGGUCCUUGGUUAUUCUCCCAGGCCCCAAUAUGACGGAGUUAAGGACAGAACUCACAAAAGCAAUAUCAUUCAUUUAUAUCAUUGAUGAUAUCUUUGAUGUGUAUGGAACACUUGAGGAACUCACUCUCUUCACAGAAGCCGUCAGCACAUGGGACCAUACAAAUACCAAGGGGUUACCAGACUACAUGACAAUGUGCCUCAAGGCACUCUAUGACACUACGGAUAACAUAAGUGAAAAUCAAUUAAUCUAUAACUGGAUGGUUUAUAUGUUGUUUCAGUGGGCCGAGUUAUGUAAUGCUUUCCUACUGGAGGUGAGAUGGUUUUCUUUGGGACACUUGCCUACCACUGAGGAGUAUUUGGAGAAUGGAAAAAUUAGUUCAGGAGUCUAUGUUGUUUAUGCAAACGUCUUCUCUCUCUUAGGUGAAGCUGUAAACCAUGGAAGCACAAAUCUAUUCAACAGCCAUCACAACAUUGCAUCUUCAGUGGCUGAAAUUCUUCGACUCUGGGACGAUCUAGGGACUUCUAAGGACGAGAACCAAGAUGGGUAUGAUGGGUCAUUUAUAGAUUGCUACAUGAACCAAUAUAAAGGCAGCUCAGCUGAAAGUGCACACAAAUGUGUUCAUUGGAUGAUUUCAGAUGCAUGGAAGUGCCUCAAUAAGGAAUGUCUGUCUCAUUCUCCAAUUUCAGCAGAUUUCAAGGCUGCUUUCCUUAAUUUAGCAAGAAUGAUUCCAAUAAUGUACAACUAUGAUGAGAAUCAACGUCUUUCAAGCCUAGAUAAACACAUGAAGUCAGUGCUUCAUGUGCAAUAGAGCAUAUAUAUCCUAAUAUGACAAUGUUGCAUAGUGCCACCUCGUUCAUUUUCGUGGCCCAGAGCGAAAACUAAAUAAGGGCCCCUAAACUAUGGAGUCGUAUUUCAUAAAUAAUACAUCUAUCGACGAAAAUUUUCAUGAAUUUUAUAUU